AUGGCAGACGAUUUGGGGCUGGAAACUGUUUCCUUGGCGAAAGCUUCAGGUGAAGGAGUGAAAUGCAUUUGUCACAACCCGAAUUUUCCUGCUCAUCAGCCUCUCAAGCGCUUGACGGAGACUACCUGGACUACCCUAUGGAAUGCAGCUGAGACGAAGAGAGAUGACACUUGGAUGUCGAUCGGAAAUCUUGAUAGAGAAACUUGCGGCGAAGUUCUAUACCACAAAGCCUGCUACAAGUGGUACACAAACAAAAAGACUUUGAAGAAGACAGCCGUUGCUGAGUCUGUCCGGCCCGUCGAGGCUGUUGGUGGCGACGAAGGCAGUGAAGGCGAUGAUGAUGAUGAUGAUGACAGUGAUGACAGCGAGCCUGAGCAAAGAGAUGUUGAGCCCCCAAAAAGCGGACCCCUUCCAGGAUAUCACCGCUCGUGCCUGGCCAACUACACUCACAAGAGGACACUCGAGGGCCUGACGAAGCCCACAGUGUCCACUACAGCACCGUCCCUGGGUCAUACUGACAGCUUCGGUGCAGCAUUUGCCCAGCUGACCAUGUCCGUGCAGACACUUGUCCUAUCUCAAAGUAAGGUAGACGUCGGUGCUUGUGUGAGCAUGGCCAGCAUGCGCCGGAAGUAUGCCACCCUCCUGUCUUCCAUUGGCGUCAACGACCCACCCAGGUGGCGUUUAUUUGCUCUGAAACAGCUGCUAGUUGAUUAUUUCCAGGAACAGAUCUUGUUCUUCAGCUGUCCAAGCCGACCAACUGCUGGGGGAAUUUGUGAUUUCCUCUGCGGUCCCAAGGCCUUGCUUCUAUCCGUGUGUGCCAAGAGCCUUGUAGAACCUACAGAGGAUAAAGACGGUCAGGAACUUGACAUUGAGGAUAUGGCAGACCAUAGUCGUGUUGGUGUGCAAGCCAUUGCUGAGCUUGAGAUGCGUCACACAGCACUCCAUUUGCGCCACACCAUCCAGCCACUGGAAACACGUGGCGCUGCCGUGCCGACUGCCGAGAGCCUCCAAGCUGAGGCAACUCCAAUUCCUGGUGACCUCUACAAGUUCCUAUGUCUUCUUAUUACUGGGAAGGAACUUUCGGCUGAAUUGCACAACUGGCAACAUCUCAGAACACACUGUCGCGCCCAGUCUCUAGCACAGGAUGUCAUAUUUUGUGCGUCCGCCGGUCGUGUGUGUCCAACCAUUGCCUAGACGCAUCCCAAAGCCUCUCAUUGUGUAUUAAUAUUAUUUCUAAUGCUCGGGUUUUCUCUUGUGACCCGCGACGCCAGGCAUGAAGUCAUGCUCCUUGCUAUAUACAUGUAUCUCGCGGCCGUAACUUGUUAACAGAGUGUUACUGACACUCAGUGCCAACUGCUGCAAUUGCAGCUCAAAUGCAAACACUGUGUGUGUACGUGUUGCUGCGCAUUGGUCUCUGCCUUGAGAAUUCUUAUCAUUUUGGUGUAUUUUUAAUAACAGGCGUGGGCCAUCCCGUGAUUUCUUAGGUGCCGGUUUUAAACAUUUGCUGUGUACUUUUUAUAAUCACCAAAUGUCCCAUGACUGAGGACACCUAUGAUAUCAAGAACAGUGUACUAAGACACUUGCUUAUCUGAGGUAGACAGGCUUGAUUGUGUUAUAACGAGAUGAUUGUUUGAUGGCAGUAAGGCGGUUUCCAACUGUACUUCGUGA
Messenger RNA from Sycon ciliatum, 1668 nucleotides. RefSeq lists its product as uncharacterized. The record is from RefSeq and is a predicted model, not a curated record. The transcript has 3 exons. NCBI's taxonomy places the organism in Eukaryota, Metazoa, Porifera, Calcarea, Leucosolenida, Sycettidae. The coding region runs from base 1 to 1194 and encodes 397 amino acids.